Messenger RNA from Pyrenophora tritici-repentis Pt-1C-BFP, 2886 nucleotides. NCBI's taxonomy places the organism in Eukaryota, Fungi, Ascomycota, Dothideomycetes, Pleosporales, Pleosporaceae. The record is from RefSeq and is a predicted model, not a curated record.
AUGUAUAGCUCAGAGACUGGUAACAAGAGUUCAGUAUUGGAAGAUGAGGCCAUGGAGCAGCCAGGUCAGGGAACGAUGAAGAAGCCUGUUAAUCUCAGUAUAGACAAAGAUAUCGUUUCCACUGAGCCAGAAGAUUGGGGGAAGAACACAAUGUAUAACGAGCAAAAGCAACGAUAUGACAAUUCGCCGUUUUUGACACCUUCUCCGCACACGCCGUCUCCGUGUAAUUUGCAUGGGUCCGUCCAUCCACCACCGAAUAUCCUACGACAUGCAUCCAAACGGCUAGCUAAGCCUCCUACAUAUGAUGCUCCCACGAAAGCUUCAGAAGCGAAGAAGAAUGAGAAAGUGGAGCUUCCGGCGCUGGUGAAAAGGGGAGAUUCGGGCAAGGACCGUCUUAGUCGGCCAAACACCUCUGAUGGGCAAUCACCAUCUGCGCAAUCGGAGCCGAAAUCUGCUCCGCUGUCGCGACCAUCCAGUGCUGAUCCCCUUACUUCAGUGAAGUUUGGGCAUAGGGAUGAUGCGUACACCGAUGAAAAGACCAGGAUUGAUAUCGAUGAAGAGCAGCCUGCAGAGAAAGAGCAUGCAGAUCCUCACCUUCAAGAUCUGGUCGCAGAUAUCAAACGCUUACAAUAUGAGAACAUUGCAUUGAUGGAAGUACAGCAAGAAGAGGAAGAAGCGCUGAGCAGAUUGUCACAACUGCAACAGGAUAAAACAAAGCUGGUAAAAGAAGUCAGGGUGCUGCGCGAAACAAAAGCUAAAACGGAAGAACUGGAGAGUGAGAUCGAUAAGCUUUCCAGUCAGCUCAAACUCGUAACUAGAGAGAAGAAGAAAAUGAACGAGGAACUAGAAGGCUCGAGAAACAGGAUGGAAGAGCUUAGCCAAGAACGUGAUCAACUUUUAGUUAACGUACAGGAGCUAAAGCAACAGAAGGAAGAAUACUGGCGUCGAGACUUGCCACUUAAUGCGUCGGCCAAAGAAGUGACUAUCGCAGAUCUAGAGUGGAAUAAUGCAGAAUUGAGACAGAAGCUGAGGGAGAGAGAUGAUGAAGUGGCCUAUCUGCAGAGAGACAAAGCUACAACUCAGAAAGAGCUUGAGACAAAACAAAAAGAAUUGGAUGAAGCUUAUGAGUAUGCCAACCAAGGUCAGGAUAGCCUCGAAGACCAGAUUAAUGAGAACGAGUUGAUUAUCCAGAGGCAGAAAGAUCUCAUCAGCACACUAUCAACACUCAUGGAAAACGCGACGAAAUCCAUUAGCGAUGACUCGGACAUGGAGCUUAGCGAGAUUUACGAUUUGGUACAGCAGCUUACCGCCCAAAUCGAGACGAGCAGCUUAUAUGAGAGUAUCCAUAUGCUAUUCCAAGCCUUUGGAAAGACUAGGAGAUCGUUACACAGCACGAAUGAAGACUUGAAGCGUCAACUACAUUAUAUGAACCUUCAGGUCACCAAACUAGAAGCAGCAGCCAAGGCGUCUCUGACAGCCGAAGUGCGUAUUGCUAGCCCUGAUAUAGCUAUUCCAUCGAUUCUACAAUCCCCAAUGAGUCCACUACAAGCAGAUAGAGACGGAUCCGAGACACUCUAUAGGAAUGAGGUCCGUGAACGCAAGAACACAAAAGCACAGCUCAAACAGGCUCACUUGGAAAAAGUCAAAUUGUCAGCAGAAACCACCACCCAAAUCGAGAAGAUCUCGAACCUAAAAAACCUCCUUGAAGACUCACAAAACGAUUGUGCCAAUCUGAAGAGCAGAGUCAACGAGCUCCAAGACGAAGUCCAAUCCUGGCAAUCCGAGCUCGCAGAGUCAAAAUCCCAACUCGAGCUCCGCACCUCAGCAUUCGAACGGGAAGCCCAUUGCAUCCGCAAAGAAGGUCUCCGCCAAAUAAAAUCGUACUACAAAAAAACCGCCGACGAGUCAAACUGGCACGUCACCAUGCUCCAAGCCCGCCUCGCCGCCCUCCAAGACGACCAUACAGACGUGCUCAACCUCUUCAACGCCUCAAAGCGCGAAAAAGCCAGCCUAGAAGAAGAAAUCGUGCGCCAAAAAACGUUUACUCUCGAUCCCGGUUUCGCAGACCAUGCGAAUGCAGUGCGUGAGAAACAUCCGGGACGGAGACCUUUGCCUAGUUUGUCCCUGCCGGUCAACCCGGAUGAAAACGGCAACUUGGUUAUGUCCGAGACACCGACCACACAUACGACGCCACUGGCGAAGAAGGAGAAGAAGAAGAAGAAGAAGAAGGAGAAGUCGGUACCGAGGUAUCAGUUACCGGGGGUUAAGGCGGCGUAUUUGGAGGAGGCGAUGGAGUUUAGGCAGAAGUUGAGGUUGAAGGAGGCGGCGACGGAUGAUUUGUUGGGAUUUUGCAUCAAGAGGCCGGACAUGAAGAGGACGGAGAGGGAGGCGGCGUUGAUGAAGCAGACUGGACAGGUUACUACUAUGCCCUUCUCGCCGUCUGUUUCUGUCAAACCGCCUACAUCGACGUCGACGACGUUGUCGCCGAGAGAAGGAACGAUGACGUCGUUCUCGACUUCGAGAUUCCUGUCUCCGACUUUGGAUUUCACUCCUAUUCCAACCUCCCGGAGAUUUCCUACUACCACCUCUUCCACCACCCUACCCACUUCAACUCUCAGCAUCCCCGCAACCUCAUCAUCGUCCGUCUUCCCAAUGACCCCCAGCGCUUACCCUACGCAAGAAUCCUACGUUUCGGCCAUGUCCACACAAAUCGUGAAUAAGAUCCGCAAGCGCAAAAUGGGCAAAGCGCUGUAUCCACCUGGUAGGAAAGAGUACGAGGAGGUGAAAAAGAUGACGGUGUGGGAGAUGUGGGAUGGGCCGAAGUGGGCCCAGGAGGAAGCUAGUGCAAGGGAGAAAGAGAUUCUGAAGAAGAGGGGUGUUUUGUAG